CCAGACCCGGGAUCCAGAGGACCUUUAUGUAUGAACUGCUCAAACAUAAGUGAUAAAGGAAUGUGUGACCAUGUACAACUCUGUCCAUCUGACCAGGUGUGUAAAGUAGAGAAGUUUGAUUUAGGUAAUGGGUUCCAGUACAACAUGGGCUGUUCCCAAGUACAGACAUGCACAUCAAAGCGCUCAGUCGACGGCCGAGCUAGUGGUAGUGUUCCCAUUUGUUCACACUGUUGUCGCCCAGAUUUCUGCAACCUCAACUGUACUUCAACAGUAGAUCCGGGUACAGGUAUCAUUGGCUAAAUUGCUGUUACUUCACGAUGAACAUCCCUGAAAUUUUUUAAUUGUAUUAUUAAAAAUAAAAUGGUACCAGGAUACUUUUGUAUUCCUUUUUGUUUAUUUUAAAUGUUUAAAUAACCACUAUUUAGCCGGUUGUUAUAUUGACUAACUGAUCGCAGUUCCCAGAAAUGUCGCUCACUCUCACUGCAGUCAGCAGUCAACCGUUUAUUUGUUAUUGAUCGAAAUAAAUUUCAUAGUAUUAAUUGAAUAACUAUCAUGUAUUUUACACAAAAUGGCAUUUAACUGUCUGCUUCCUGCGUCUAUUAGACAUUUUGUGAUUAAAGUCCUCUAAUUCUACAAUCAUAUUGUAUUAUGAUCACAUCAUAUAUGUCAUUGUGACAAACCCUUGACGGCUUUACACCUCUUACAGAUAGAUUCGAUUAAAAAUUAUCUUGUAUUUUUUCUGUACUUCCGGCGGAUCUUCCUUAUACAUUUGUACCCUGUUCGAAAUGAUGAAAUCAUUUUAAAAUCAUGUCGGCCUUUGCCUCUUGAAAACAGUUACUGACUCAAUGACAUCAUAUUAGUAUCAAAUCCGAGAAGAAAAUUAAUUUAAUAUGGGAAUAAGUCUAGUUAAAUUUCCUGUCUAAUAUUCUUUAUUCUUGUUCACGUUAUUUGUGACCUUAGGUGCAUUCUGUGAUAAUAUUCUAUGAAAACAGGAAACAA
Mercenaria mercenaria is the source of this 999-nucleotide messenger RNA. RefSeq lists its product as uncharacterized. Bases 31 to 300 code for a protein of 89 amino acids. The transcript is spliced from 4 exons. The record is from RefSeq and is a predicted model, not a curated record. Lineage: Eukaryota; Metazoa; Mollusca; Bivalvia; Venerida; Veneridae.